AUGCCCAGCGAUGCGCAAGCCCCCGUGAAGCUCUCUCUGCCUCUCGAAUUCCAGCAAGACAUCUUCAAAGAACUGCGCGAGGAAGAUGAGCUCGUCCUCCUCGCGCGGGGGCUCGGCCUCCUGCGCAUAGUCACCAACCUCCUCCACUCAUACGAUGCCGCCGGGAACAACCUUAUACUACUCGUCGGCGCCGACGAGCACGAAAAUGUGUGGAUUGGCGAAGCGCUGGCCGAGCAUGCCGCUGUCAGUAAUGCGCCGAAGUGCCGGGGGCUGAGCUUGGUGAAUACAGAUCUCAUGAGUGUGGGGACGCGUGAAAAGAUGUAUGCGCAGGGCGGCAUAUUCAGUAUCACGUCGCGUAUCCUGAUCGUCGACUUUUUGUCUGGGCUGUUAAAUCCAGAGACGGUGACAGGCAUAGUGGCGCUACAUGCUGAGCGAGUAGUGGCAACAUCGUUGGAGGCCUUCAUUUUGAGAAUCUACCGGCAGAAGAACAAGGCUGGUUUCCUCAAGGCCUUUUCGGAUACUCCAGAGCCGUUCACCACUGGAUUCGCGCCGCUCACCAACAUGAUGAAGAACCUCUUCCUGCAGAAACCAGCACUAUACCCGCGUUUUCAUGUUUCGGUCGCCAAUUCGUUGGAGGGACGAAAGAAAGCAGAGGUCAUAGAGCUGGAAGUGCCCAUGACGGAGGCGAUGCAGGAUAUACAAAACGCAGUGCUAUCGUGUGUCGAGGCGAGUAUCAGCGAGCUUAAAAAAGCCAACCCAGGUCUAGAAGUGGAGGACUGGACUGUGGACAGCGCGCUUCAUAAGAACUUCGAUCAGAUUAUCAGACGCCAACUAGAUCCUGUGUGGCACCGGACGACAUUCAAGACGCGGCAGGUUGUUCGAGACCUGUCGCUACUCCGCACAAUCUUACACGCCCUUCUUACCUAUGAUGCUGUCAACUUCAACAAGUACCUUGACACUGUCUUGGCAGCCUCACAACCACCGCCAGGGACAACGAAGCAGAAUCAAUCCCCUUGGCUCUUUCUAGACGCUGCCGAUACCAUUUUCACAACUGCAAAGCGAAGGGUAUACACAGGGAAAUUAUCCAACGCUGAGCUAGCCAACAGCUCCAACGUCGUGCCCGAGUCUCUCCAGCCGGUACUUGAGGAGUUCCCAAAGUGGGCGCAACUCGCAGAUAUUCUCCAAGAAAUCGAGCAAGAUGCAUACUUCAACCCGACACCGCAGGAUACCUCCAACGGCUCUAUACUUAUCAUGUGCGGCGACCAAGGCACAUGUUCGCAACUAAGAGAGUAUCUUCAGACCAUGUACGUGAAGCCUGAGGGGGCCUCCAAUGAGGAUGAUGGGGAUGAGGAUGACGAGCCGUCAGCAAGAUUCAUGAUGCGCCGCAAACUCCGUAACUAUCUCACCUGGAAACGUGACUUUAGCAAAGUCAGCACUGCACUCUUCUCAGAAAAUCGGAAAGCGAUCAACAAUAGCACCGACCGGAAUGUACAGAGCGGUAUGCGGCAAGUUACUGGUAAGCCUCCGCCUAACAAGCGGAGGCGCAUAAGAGGGGGAAGUGCACUAGCAGGUCCCUCUCGAUCAGACAUGGGUGCUGUCCGCACAGCAGGAGACCGAGACGCACAUAUUGCAAGUCUAAUGGCUGAACUCGAGCCCACUGAGAUCGAGGCUGCACAGAAGCCAGGUGAUGUUGGCUUUGACCCGCUCCAUAACAUGGAAGAUUACUACGAGCUUUUCGGAAUGGACUCGUUGAUUAUCGUGCAUCCGUACUUUGGUGAUCUCGAUGAGCACAUCCUCGAUGAAACAAAGCCGCGAUACGUCAUUAUGUACGAGCCAGACGCUGCCUUCAUACGGCGCAUAGAAGUUUACCGGUCAUCGCAUACGGAUAGGACGGUGAAAGUGUUCUUCAUGUACUAUGGUGGAAGCGUGGAGGAGCAACGCUACCUCUCCGCCGUACGCCGUGAGAAAGACGCCUUCACACGUCUAAUCAAAGAGCGCGCAAACAUGGCGCUCACGCUAAAUACCAACGCGAAUCUUGCACCCGAAGAAUCCUUCCUGCGCACUAUCAACACGCGGAUAGCGGGCGGUGGGCGCCUAGCUGCAACCGCGGAGCCACCACGCGUUGUCGUCGAUGUGCGAGAAUUCCGAUCUUCACUACCGAGCUUGUUACACGGCCGUUCCAUUGUAAUAGUGCCCUGUAUGCUCACAGUGGGUGAUUACGUCCUCACGCCGCACAUAUGUGUCGAGCGGAAAUCCGUCCGCGAUCUCAUCGGAUCCUUCGCGAACGGGCGGUUGUAUAAUCAGGCUGAAUCCAUGAUGGAGCACUACAAGCACCCCAUGCUACUCAUCGAAUUCGACCAAAAUAAAUCGUUCACGCUGGAGCCUUUUACAGACUUCUCAGCGGGGGCGACGAGUGCGAGCGGCCUUGCUGCAGCCCCAGAUUUACAGGGAAAGCUGGUUAUGCUUACCCUUGCGUUUCCGAGGCUGAGAAUCAUUUGGUCGAGUUCACCGUAUCAGACUGCUGAGAUCUUCUCGGAGCUUAAGAAACAGCAAGAUGAGCCUGAUCCGUUGAAAGCUGUACAGAUGGGAUUAGAUCCAAACCAAAUGGGGGAUGAGAUGCGGAGUUUUAACCAGACGAGCCAAGAUAUGUUGAGGGCGUUGCCGGGCGUCAACGAGAGCGUGGUAACGACUUUGAUGCUCAAGACGGAGAGCAUCGAGGAACUGGCGAAUAUGGACGAGAAGGAGGUGUGUGCGCUUAUUGGGACGGAUGUAGGAAGGAGAGUGCACCGGUUUUUCAACAGGAGUGUGUAUGAGGAGGUCCAGUUGCCAACGUUUACGUGA
Cucurbitaria berberidis CBS 394.84 is the source of this 2841-nucleotide messenger RNA. Its product is annotated as DNA repair protein-like protein RAD1. Bases 1 to 2841 code for a protein of 946 amino acids. The transcript is spliced from 2 exons. Lineage: Eukaryota; Fungi; Ascomycota; Dothideomycetes; Pleosporales; Cucurbitariaceae. Gene Ontology annotation, molecular function: single-stranded DNA endonuclease activity; damaged DNA binding; single-stranded DNA binding. The record is from RefSeq and is a predicted model, not a curated record. Gene Ontology annotation, cellular component: nucleotide-excision repair factor 1 complex. Gene Ontology annotation, biological process: resolution of meiotic recombination intermediates; nucleotide-excision repair involved in interstrand cross-link repair; double-strand break repair via single-strand annealing, removal of nonhomologous ends.